Messenger RNA from Asterias rubens (European starfish), 3096 nucleotides. Its product is annotated as heterogeneous nuclear ribonucleoprotein 87F-like. Bases 101 to 1702 code for a protein of 533 amino acids. Lineage: Eukaryota; Metazoa; Echinodermata; Asteroidea; Forcipulatida; Asteriidae. The record is from RefSeq and is a predicted model, not a curated record. Gene Ontology annotation, molecular function: RNA binding. The transcript is spliced from 12 exons.
UUCAAUCGACUCAUUAAUUCUUUUCACACAAGUGAAUGUGCCCUACAUCUGUCUCGGAUUUUGAUCGUCCGUUUUGCAGAAUUUCAGUGGUCGUUUGCGUAUGAAUAUUAUUCUAAAUAAAUCAGAAACUGAUUUAAGAAGACUUAAGAUGGGUGAAGAACCAGGAAAGCUAUUCAUAGGUGCUGUUAACAGCCAGGUCACUAAAGAGGAAUUCCAGUGUUUCUUUGAGAAGUUUGGUGAAGUGUCGGACAUUGUGUUGAUGGAGGACUCAAUUACAAAGAAGAACAGGGGCUUUGGUUUCGUCACCUUUGCAGACCCAGCUGUUGCCACAAAAAUUAUGCAGACAGGACCUCAUUUAUUGAAUGGAAGAGAGAUUGACCCCAAACCAAGUGUUCAAAGAGGACAGCUUCCUCCGAGCAAACCGAUGCCACACAAGAGCCUGGACAAGAAAGUGUUUGUCGGAGGAAUCGCUCAAGGAACAUCCGAGGAGGGACUCAGGAAUUUCUUCAACAGCCAAAACUUACCGGUUCAAGAUAUUGUGCUUAUGCAUGACAGCCAAACCUUGAAGAGUAGAGGUUUUGGAUUUGUGACGUUCGCCGAUGACAACACCGUGGACAGAGUCUGCCGGACACGAUUUUUCAACAUUGAUAACAAAACGGUGGAGUGCAAGAAGGCUGAGCCAAGAGGCAGGAAUGAGAUGGGAGGCCCAGGAGGAGGUGGCCCUGGGGGUCCAGGAGGGCCAGGGGGUAACUUCAACCCAAUGCAUAGGGGUGGACAAGGAGGCGGCCCCAAUAAUGGUGGAUUCAACCAGGGCUGGAAUCCUAAUCCUAACCAGGGCUUUGGGAAUAAUCAGUACAACCAAGGAGGUGGCAACUUUGGACAGCAAGGAGGGUGGGGAGGUCCUCCUCAACAAGGACAGAUGGGAGGUAACUAUGGUCAGCAACAGCAGCAGGGUUAUGGUCCGAGGGGCGGACAAAUGCCCAAUCAAGGCUUCAGGAACCAGUACAAUAAUGGUAAUCAAGGAGGCUAUAACCAACAACAACAACCACCACCACCACAACAACAACAACAAGCAGGUUAUAACGGUGGUUAUGGUCAACCUCAACAACAACAACAACAACAGCAACCACCACAACAACAACAACAACCUCAGCAACAGCAACAAGGCAAUUAUGGCGUUCCACAGACCUAUGGUAACUAUGGUAACUAUCAGCAGCCGCAGCAGCAACAGCAAGCUCAACCCCAACAGCAACCUGACCAGUAUAAUCAACAAACCCCUCAACAACCGACCAACCAGGGAUAUAACGCUGGAAACUUCAAUCAACCGGCACAACCAAACAACUUCCCACAAAAUGGUAACAUGGGGAACUACCCACAGGAAGCAUCAGGCUACGGACCUCAACGAGUCAAUUACAGCGCCCCAACCCAAGGGAACUUCACUCAACCACAAGCUGGAGGAUACGGCACUGACCCUAGUAUGAAUUACGGCAGUCAAGCAACAGCAGCAGCACCACAACAACAACAACAACAACAACAACAUCCGCCACCACAACAACAACAACCACCGCAGCAGAACUAUGGACAACCAGCACAAGGAGACCAUUCACAGGAGAUGUAUGGUGGGACACCUCAGGCUGCUGGUAACUUUGCUGCACGUGGUGGAAACAACGCUGCCGUUCCAUUCCAUCCAUACAGGAGAUAAAUUCCCAUCAUUGUCUCAUGUUGGCUACAAAAUGUAGAAACAAACCAAGUGGAAUAAUUAUCUGUUCUUCUUAUUUACAGGAACUAGAUUCUUAACGUGUGUUAUCUUUCAAAACCAGACUCAGAUUCUACAAAUAUUUACCUCAAGAGAUUUUUUUUUUUUUAACUGAUGGGAAGUUUUAAAGAAAUGUGGUCUGCUGUGUAAUCAUACACAAGUAUUUGUUUGAAUUUCAUUAAAACAACUUUCACAGCUGAGCUGACAUCAUUUAUGAAAUUUAAGUAAAAAAUUUAAAAAGUUACUUUGUCAGUAUGUCAGGAAAACACAUUUUUCAUUUUGAACAUCUGGAUGACACUCGCAUGAUAUUUUGAAAAGAUUUUGCCAACUUGAAAUAUUUCCUGUAGAAAAAGUGUUAAAUGAACUCACUAUUAAUUUGGCUUCAUUAUUUUGUUUAUAAAGUUUGUUUUAGUCAUUGUAAAGACCGGCCACUAACGUCUUUUUAGUUUUUAUUUUAUUUUAAUUUGGGGCAUCAUAAUCACCAUGUCCACUUUGUAAAUAGAAUGAGCAUGUAUUUGUAGUUUUGUAUGACUGUAUGUUAAACAAAUACUUUUAGCCCUUUGGAAAGAUCCUGCUAGAGUCCAAAUAUGAGGCUAUUAAAAACUUGAGCACAAAAGUCACUUACCGUAACCUGAUGAUUUUUAAUUCAGUCGGAAGUUUUUACACUUAAAGAUAAGACGACAAUCUAAGCUUAAAACGGCCACUUCAUACUUGCACUAUUUCUCAAAGAACAAUAAUAUUGAAUCAGUAUAAAUGUCAAACAAUUUGUCAACAUUUAGAGUUUUAAUAUGAUUUUGUUUUAUCAAACAUGGACUGAAAACUAUCCUUCCAUGAUGCUUAAAGGAACAAUUUAUAACCAGUAUCUAGCAAGAUUGUAAGGGAUGAUGGACUUGUCAACUUGCAAAGCGAGGAUUGAUUUCAAAUGGCCUCUUAUGGAAUGGACUGUCUUAUUAAUCAAGACGUUUUCAAGAAUUCAAGUACGAUUCAGACAUCGAUAAACAACUGGGAGACUGAACCAUACAAGAGCCAUGAUAUUAACAACUAUACACAAGAGGCUGAAAGGGAAAUUAUUUGGUCUCGUCAAUAUUGUGAUAUGAAUUUUUAUGUUUUUGUGUAAAACAAGCCGCAAAACAUUACUACAUGAUGACGAAGGAACUUGAUGUAAUUUCAUGUAAAGUCUUUUUAUACCGUUUCCGUCGAAACUUUCCCCUUUGUUUUAACUUGUAAGGAUAUUUUUUAUAAACGGGUAAACUAUGAAGAUUUCUGUCCAUUCUUCAUGUAGGAAAACCGAGGUGGAACAACCCUGCUGCAGAUCAAAUAAAAUAAAUUGUUAAACUGUA